This is a messenger RNA of Odocoileus virginianus texanus, 863 nucleotides long. It is a transcript of the gene SPP2, whose product is annotated as secreted phosphoprotein 2. Gene Ontology annotation, cellular component: extracellular region. NCBI's taxonomy places the organism in Eukaryota, Metazoa, Chordata, Mammalia, Artiodactyla, Cervidae. Gene Ontology annotation, biological process: bone remodeling. The record is from RefSeq and is a predicted model, not a curated record.
UGUUGAAGCCGUCGUCUGCUCCAGUUGGAGAGACCAAGCCAGCUGAUAAACAGCUGCUUUCAAGACAACUGGUUAGCCCCAAAGGCACAGAGACAAUCUCCCUGUCUCUGCACUGAAAUUGUUCUUCCCAGAAUGGAGAAGAUGGCGAUGAAGAUGUUGGUGAUAUUUGUCCUUGGAAUGAAUCACUGGACCUGUACAGGUUUCCCGGUGUAUGACUAUGACCAGGCUUCCCUGAAGGAGGCUCUCAGCGCCUCUGUGGCAAAAGUGAAUUCCCAGUCACUGAGCCCCUAUCUGUUUCGGGCGUUCAGAAGCUCAGUUAAAAGAGUCAACGCCCUGGAUGACGACAGCUUGACCAUGGACCUAGAGUUCAGGAUUCAAGAGACGACAUGCAGGAGGGAAUCGGAGGCCGACCCCGCCACCUGUGACUUCCAGAGGGGCUACCACGUGCCCAUAGCAGUUUGCAGAAGCACCGUGCGAAUGUCUGCUGAGCGCGCGCAGGAUGUGUGGGUUCGCUGCCACUGGCCCUCCAGCUCCGGGUCCAGCAGCAGUGAAGAGAUGUUUUUUGGGGAUAUCCUGGGAUCCUCUACAUCAAGAAACAGUUACCUGCUUGGUCUCACUCCUGACAGAUCCAGAGAUGAACCGCUUUAUGAACGAUCACGUGAGAUGAGAAGAAACUUUCCUCUUGGAAAUAGAAGGUACUCGAACCCGUGGUCCAGAGCAAGAGUAAACCCUGGCUUUGAGUGACAGCCUCAAGCAAAAUGCAUUGGAAGAAAUAGAAGCUCCAAUGAAGAAAUACCUUAUGAGUUGUGUAAUUUUCUUUUGAUCGAUUUCAGUCCCUAAUAAAUGGCUUACUUUUCCUUUCA